UAUGUUUUAUUAUGAGAUCAAAAGUCACGAGAUCCUGGAAAGGCGUUCAAAAUAACUUCGUGAUUUUAUAGUUUGUGGAUAUUUUACAUCUUCUGUCUUGAAACAUCAUGGCAAGUGGCGAUGUGAAGUAUUUUGGAGGAAUUGAAGGUGGUGGCUCAUGUUCCAAUAUGGUUCUGCUCAAUACUGAUGGGGAAGUCAUUGGCAGCAGUGAAGGUUUAGGUACAAAUCAUUGGUUGAUUGGCAUUGACGAAUGUGCGAAGAGAGUGAAUGAUUUGGUUGUCAAGGCCAAGGAGAUGGCGGGCAUUCCUGUUAAUACGCCAUUGACUUCACUGGGACUAAGCCUGAGUGGUGGUGAACACCCUGAUUUUAAAAAACAAAUGUCGGAUACAAUGAAUAGUAAAUAUCCUGACUGCAGUAAAAGUUACCACACUUGCACAGAUACAUUUGGGUCAAUAGCAACUGCAUCAGCAUCAGGUGGCAUAGUCUUAAUAUCAGGAACAGGCUCAAACUGCCAGUUAGUCAAUCCAAAUGGUGAUGUCCAUGGCUGUGGUGGAUGGGGACACAUGCUGGGCGAUGAGGGAUCAGGUUAUUGGAUAAGUCAUAUGGCUAUGAAAACUGUUUAUGAUGAUGCAGACGGAAUGGUCCAAUCACCUCACGACGUUCAAUUUGUUAAAGACGAGAUGUACAACUAUUUUAAUUUAGAAAAACCAUUUGAUAUUUUGGAGCCUUUGUAUAGAAAUUUCGACAAAGGGAAAGUAGCUCAUUUUACAACGACUCUCGCAAAAGGGGCGAUUGAAAAGGGCGACCCUUUGUGUAGAUAUCUAUUUAAAGAAGCCGGUGUACGUCUGGGGCAUCACGUGAAUGCCCUGGAGACGAAAGUUGACGAGCAAUUGGCAAAAUCCGAGGAUGGUUUAAAAGUCAUGUGUGUUGGUUCCGUUUUUAAAAGUUGGGAAAUAUUGGAAGCAGGUUUUGUGGAAGGUCUUAAGAGAGGUCACGAUAGACGCCCACCACCAUACAAGUCAUUAGUCUUACUUCGCCCCAAAGUUCAAAGCAGUAUUGGUGCCGCCAUCUUGGGAGCGAAAGCAAUUGGCGAGAGAUUUCCCGUCGACUACAGCAAAAACACAGAAAGUUUUUUCACUUUUACACCGGAAUGUUGUAACAACGCAUAAAAGCGUUCUGCGUUUUCGCAGAAGUAGUUUUGAACAAGAAUAGGAUUGAUCCUACUGUCGGCUUCAUGCUCAUUGGUCAUGAGAAGAAUAGCUUGACCUUGGAAUUAUUGCUGAAAGAGCGAUCUUUUCUCAGUUUUCUGCGCCAUUUUUUCGUGUUUUUUUACAAAAGUUGUGAUUAAGAAUAUGUACAAUAAUUGAACAAUAAUCCACCAAAUAAGAGCUUUGAAUACAGUCGUUAAUGA
Molecule: messenger RNA, 1411 nt
Organism: Dendronephthya gigantea
Lineage: Eukaryota; Metazoa; Cnidaria; Anthozoa; Malacalcyonacea; Nephtheidae
Product: N-acetyl-D-glucosamine kinase-like
Exons: 10
Coding region: 108-1169 (353 amino acids)
Molecular function (GO): N-acetylglucosamine kinase activity
Source: RefSeq, a predicted model, not a curated record